Scleropages formosus (Asian bonytongue) is the source of this 3020-nucleotide messenger RNA. RefSeq names its product exocyst complex component 3-like 2b (gene exoc3l2b). Gene Ontology annotation, cellular component: exocyst. Bases 194 to 2791 code for a protein of 865 amino acids. The transcript is spliced from 13 exons. Gene Ontology annotation, biological process: exocyst localization; exocytosis. Gene Ontology annotation, molecular function: SNARE binding. NCBI's taxonomy places the organism in Eukaryota, Metazoa, Chordata, Actinopteri, Osteoglossiformes, Osteoglossidae. The record is from RefSeq and is a predicted model, not a curated record.
AGAAGCCGGUGACUGCUGUUCCGCCACAGCGCGAGGGCUCCGGUUCUUCCAGCGCCCAGCGCUCCGAGCACGAGACCACAGCUCCGCGGCGGGCCUCAGAGUCCCGGCGUUGAUACAAAGUGCCGUCUCCUCUUCACGUGUUCUUGAGAAGCAGCGGCAUGGAGCCCGUAAAAUUCCUUAAUUGGGAAGCAAAAUGCCUGUUCUUAAAAAUCUACCCGGGAAGCUGAAAGGGGGCAAAGUGAACAGAGAACUGGAAAACUCCCACGGAGAACUGAUCUUGCAUAAAAUGAGCCUGAGCCUGAAUCCGUUCGACGAGUCCGGUGGGGAAGAGGCUUGGGGUGAGAGGAAUGAGCACUCUCUUUUGGAUGGAGGUGCCCCCCGGGACCGCAACCCCUUUGGAGACGAGGAAGACGAAAAUGAGGCGAAUGAGGGGCGGCGGAGUGGGACGCCAAAGAGCGGCUCGCUGAAGGGCACGUUGGACCGCAUCCGUGGCUCAUCCCCACUCAAGACCCUGGGCAAGCUGGGCAAAGGGCUGCGGAUGUCAGGCCGCAGCAAAGGAGGGGGGACCUCUUCCCCAGAGGGCUCCCUAGGCACACCCUCUCCUCUAGAGAAGAAGAAGAAAAGCAGACGCAGCUCCGAGGGAAGUUUACUCAGAAUGGCUGGCAGGUGCAGAGAGAGCCUGCGCAAGGAGAGCCUCCCCAACGGUGACCUGAGUGUUGACAGUGACGCGGACUCCAGCCGUCGUCUCUCCUUCUUGAAGAUGGUGAGCCGAGGCAAGAAGAAGGAGUCACUGGGGGACUCUGUGUCCAGGGGACCAGAGGAGGAGGUGGUGGAGGAGGUGCCAGAGGUCAAACCCAGGGAGCCGCUUUCAGUCCUGGAGAUUCUGCAGCUGGUGACCAAGCGGGACCUGUUUCUGGCUGACACACACAUCCUGGAGCUCGAGCAGGAGUGUGAGGAGGUGGCGGCUGCUGGCUCCCCAGGAGCUUCCACAGAGGAGGCUUCCACCCCUGGCAGCAAGGAUGGGGGUCGGCGAAAGGCCAAAGAUGUGGAGCUGCUCUACGAGGCCCUCCAAAAGGAGCUGUGGGAGGUGGUGCGUGAGUCGCUGCGUUCCCCCACAGCUGGACCUAACCUUGGCCUGGUGGUGCAAGUUCUCGAACAGGAGGAACAAGCGGACCGGAACUGGGCCCAGAAGGAGGCCCUGUCCACGGGACCCAGGCCACGGCAGUUGAAGCGACGCUGGAAGGAAGCUGUUACUGAGGCAGCUGAUGGAAGCCUGCCCCAGCAGGUGGAGGCCCAAGCUGGGCACCUGGCAUCAUACCUGGACAGGCUGCGCACCCGGGUCGUGGAGGACCUUGGGGCAGCCCGUCGGAACGUGGUGUCAAUCUACCCGGAGGAGUACGGUGCCUUCCAGGUAUACGUCCAGAGCUACCACCAGGCCGUGGCACGGCGUUUGCAGGAGAUAACCAGCAGCUCAUUGCAGAUCACAGACACCUACUCCCUGCUGGACUGGAUAUACAACAUCUACAACAGAGAUGUUCUUGGUGUGGUCAGCAUAACAAGCCCUAUCAACCGCUCCCAGCUCAGACCACUGUUGCCCUCAGAAACCAUCGAUAAGCUAGAGCUGGAUUGUCUCAACUCAGUCCGGGCUAAAGUGACCACAGAACUGUCUCAGGUGUUGGACGAAGAGGAAAAACGAUGGACAGAGACACUGAACAUUGAAGACUUUCAGUCACCACUGGCCUCUAUUGUGAUCAAGCGUUUGCAGGUAGACCUGGACAGAUCAGCAACCAUAACCAGAGACCUGGCGGCCCGAGUAGCGCAGUGCAGCCUCAAUGGACUGGCUGACUUCCUCUACAGCUUCCAAAGGAAAGUGGAGAUGUUUCACGAACGUUUUAUGAGUGAGAGUGGAGAGUGGAGCGAUGGUUAUGUCUCCAAGACGAUUGCCCUGGUUAACUGCUGCCCACCUUUUAGGAAUUUUAUCCAGCGCUGUCAGCAGUGUGAGCCUGCUGUUAGUGAAGACUCUGCACGGAGGGGGAAUGCCUCUCUGGACAGGAUUGUCAACCAGGGUGUGAAGGUGCUGAGUGACAGGCUGUUUGAGCACAUCAGGCCUUUCUUUGACAAGCUGGUGAAGAGAAAGUGGCUGAAUAACACAGAGCCCUAUGAUUCCAUCGAGACAAUCAUCAAGGAGCACUUCAAAAAGUUCCGCAGAAUGGAUUGCCCUCCUUAUCAAAUACUGGUGAGUGAGGUACACAGGCGGGUCCUGACUGAAUAUUUGCGGGCCAUCAUGAGGGGAAGGAUCAUCUGCACAUCACUCAAAAUGAGGAAAAAGAUGGCUGGCCGACUUCGUGAUGAGGGCAGACAGCUUAAAAGGCUCUUUAAAGACCUGGAAUCUGGUGCUUCGUGGCUUGACACUGCAAUCCCACAUCUAUCAGAGAUAAUUCUCCUGGAGGACACCCCAUCUAUCCAAAUGGAAGUCGGAGUCUUAGUGAGGGAGUUCCCUGACAUACGGAAGAAACACAUUUCAGCCAUUCUUAACAUCCGUGGGAUGACGCGACAGGUGGAGCGACAGGAGAUUUUGAACAUUGUGAAGGACAUUGAGAAGGACAGUGACAGCCUAACGCAGCUGUCCCGUGACCGUGCUCUCUUCUCUGAGGUUCCUGUGACAUCUGAGGUUCACUGUGUCAAUGUUGGCCUCAGCCGGAUUGCUCUUACUGCAUCCUCUUGCUUUUCUGGCCUACGGACACGCCGCAAGAGAAUUCCAAAGCGAGAAGUACAUGAGGGGAUCCUCUGAAUGGCAACUACUGGAUAGCAGCAAGCCCGAACUGCAGAGCUCCAAAACCGUGCUGAACCGAAGAAUUAUAGAAAUUUCUUUUACCCCCAGACAGUCCCAAAGAAACAGAUUAUUUUGCCAAAGAUAUAAACGCUCAUAAAUGACACAAAAUAUCUUUCAUUCAUUUCCACUUCACACAUAGUGGUACUGACUGAACCUUCCACUGUUUAAAAAGUCAUUUGGACCAAUU